CCUUGGUCACAACCACGCAUUUACUCUCGGCUCUAGCAGUAUUCAUCGAUUGUUUGUAGGUAUUUGGAGGCUGGCCUCGUCCCUAUUAGCAGAUGAUUUGUACAGAUAAGCCUACAAAGAUCGCCUGUGCUCUAAAUUGCUACGAACUACUUCUCGGGGAGCACUCACUGUGCAGUUAAGUGCCGCGCAGGCUGCAGAAUGGCGACAGCGGCGCUCGCAACAAACAACUUUUUUAAAGAUCACCAGCCGCUGGUGUGGAGAUCUACGAAGUAGACUUGUUUUACUGCUUUGUCAGGCUUUGGCUGUUGUUUGUUUUCGCUGCCUAGACACAUGGGGCUGCGGUGCAAAAAGUGGACGCUGGCCAGGACGUUUCAUGGCGAACCGAAACUGUCGGACUUUCAACUCGUGGAAGAGGAAAUUUCCGCAGAGCUGCAGCCCGGAGAGGUUCUGGUGGAAGCGCUGUACCUUACAGUGGACCCUUACAUGAGGGUUAGGUCUUACAAAGUCGGAGACACUUUGAUCGGCGAACAAGUUGGAAGAAUAAAACUGAGCAAGAACCUCGACUACCCGGAAGGUAGCCUAGUCCUGGCCUACACAGGGUGGCGAACACACACAGUGGUGUCCAACCCCAAGAAAAAAGCCCCUUUCGGAACUCUGAUCAAGCCUCUUCCAGAUCUUGGUGAUCUGCCACUCUCGUUAGCCCUCGGCUGCUUGGGAAUGCCUGGGUUGACAGCCUACUUCGGAGUGCUGGACAAAGGUCAGGUGAAGUGCGGGGAGACGGUGCUGGUGAACGCAGCAGCAGGAGCUGUGGGCAGUGUGGCGGGACAGAUCGUGAAGAUCAAAGGAUGCAAAGUGAUUGGCUCGACUGGAACUGACACUAAAUGCGACUGGUUGAGAGAGAUUGGCUUUGAUCACGUGUUCAACUAUAAGACGAAAAGAGUCGAUGAUGCACUAAAGGAAUUUGCACCACAGGGAGUGGACGUAUAUUUUGAUAACGUUGGAGGAGAUUUCUCCUCAGAUGUCAUGAGAAACCACAUGAAAGCAGGUGGAAGAGUUGUCGAGGUCGGAUCAAUCUCAGAAUAUAAUGACACGGAAAGCAAAGAGCGCAGCAUCUCGAAGUUCGUUGCUGACAAACACCUUAGUAUUCGGGGAAUGAGUGUCAGCAGGUAUGUGGACCGGUACCCGCAAGCUCUGGCUGAACUGCUGAAGUGGAUCAGAGAGGGCAAGCUCAAGUAUAAAGAAACUAUCACUGAGGGGUUCGAACACAUGCCCAACGCCUUCAUCUCGCUGUUCCGAGGCGGAAAUAUCGGCAAGGCUGUGGUCAGAGUUUGAGAACACAGGAGCUGGCUGCUGUCCUCGUGAUGCUGACUGCACGGGUCGUGAAUGUCUGAAUGCGCACGUGUGAAUGUAGGGCUCGUGAGUGAUUUGUGUUUGUGUGUGUGCACGGAGUUACAUAUAUAAAACUCCGUGUUGUGUGUGUGUAGGUACGCGCGAGAACAUUCGCUACAUACCACAAACAUUGAGACAAUGUGGGACACUGAUGUCUAAAAACUGCGGAGAUACUGGUUGAAGGGUUAGAUCGCAGGCUCAGAAAUGUACAGUAUAUUAAAUGUAUUUAAGUGUCUAUCUACUGAUGUAACAUUAAAGCGUGCUGCGUU
Pomacea canaliculata is the source of this 1658-nucleotide messenger RNA. Its product is annotated as prostaglandin reductase 1-like. Bases 331 to 1332 code for a protein of 333 amino acids. Gene Ontology annotation, molecular function: 15-oxoprostaglandin 13-reductase [NAD(P)+] activity; 2-alkenal reductase [NAD(P)H] activity. The record is from RefSeq and is a predicted model, not a curated record. Gene Ontology annotation, cellular component: cytoplasm. Lineage: Eukaryota; Metazoa; Mollusca; Gastropoda; Architaenioglossa; Ampullariidae. Gene Ontology annotation, biological process: prostaglandin metabolic process. The transcript is spliced from 9 exons.